AUGAACAACGACACUCCAUCCAUCUACUUCCCCAAAGCUCGCGGCCGGUACAUCGGCGCCGACGGUCAAGAGAAGGAGUUUCUAGUCCAGAUCCUCGCCACUCCGGUCUCCCUUACUGUUGGUUUUGGCGGCAAGAUGCGUACGCUACGAGACAGGCUGCCGGACAAUACCCCUGGACAAGUUCGGCGGCUUACGAUGAUCGAGCAAGCUAGUAGGCUCAUUCCUCACAUAGCAACCGUCGCACGAUACAAUCUCCGCGAUCCUCAUUCCAAAGAUAGUUGGGCGAUGUUCUCGUACUCAUCCAUUACUCUUACCACGCGUCCGGUGGACGGCAAUCUCAACGACAUCGAGAUCGAGUACAUCGCCCGUGCAGGAACAGAUACUGUUAUUCUCACUUCCCGGGAUCCCGUAACCAUGACCAGCUAA
Molecule: messenger RNA, 426 nt
Organism: Peniophora sp. CBMAI 1063
Lineage: Eukaryota; Fungi; Basidiomycota; Agaricomycetes; Russulales; Peniophoraceae
Source: the annotation of a GenBank genome assembly